ACGCUCCGUGAGAUAAGGUGCACGUUCGCAGCUGCAAUGUCAAAAGCAAGCCAGACCGCUUGCGCGAUUUUAGCGCGAAUGCGAAAAUCUGAACAUCAAACGCACACACACACAUAACUUCAGCAUCGUUUCGUUUCGUGUCCACAACCGCACACAGAACAAACACAUCAGCGAGUCGCGAAACUGCGCAAGUUUGGUUCAGGUUUGGUUGUGUGUCGAUUCGAGCUUGUUGCGCAGAGUUUCUUUGCUAGCGAAGUGAAGCGGAUUACGCGUUUUUGUACGGUGUCGGAAGAACUUGACUACUCGCGAGUGUUCUGCGUGCGGUUUUAAAAAAAUUAAAUGGAUGCCAUCAUCAAGAGCGUCUUUUCGUUGAAAAUACUGUUUUCAGUGCACGUUAUACUGUAAUUUAAUUGAGAUAUUUAGAGUGCGUUUUGAAAAGUAAGGUCGUAUCGUUGGAGUGAUUGUUUUUUAUCAGGAUAAUAAAAUUUUGAACAUUUGGGUUGAGUGUUUUGGAAUUUCUAAGUGCAGAGUAAUUUGGUGUUAGAACAACAAAAAAUCUAGUGAAUAAGCUUGAAUAAAAAUGGAUACACCGAAGCGAAUAAAAACCAUCGCUUCGCCAUACAUUGGGAGCCCUCCAUCGUGCAGUAAUCAAAUGCCUUCGCUUGUUCUCCACGGAACACCUGGAGAUAACAAACACCAACAGCAUCACCCGUGGGGCGGCGGUGGGGGUUGGCCUCCGCACGAAUCCUUGACAAGUCCGCCGUCCACCUGUAGCUCACCGGAUGUACUCGGUGCGAAAUCGCUAACGGGAACCCCAACCACCCACGGGUGCAACAACAACAGUUGGAAGCACCAGCAGCAACAACAGCAAUAUUCCAGCGGAAGCAGCUCGGCGGAAAAGUCGGAAAACAAACGGGGCCGACCGCGAUCGGAGGCGCUGACCACCCUAAUGGUGGAGGGCUCGAUUUCACCGUCGGCCAUCAAGUGCCGGUACUGUCAUCGUGUUUUUCCAAGGGAAAAAUCGCUCCAGGCCCAUCUCCGGACACAUACAGGUGAACGACCUUACCAGUGCGACUAUCCGGGCUGCACACGUGCCUUCACUCAGAGCGGGCAGCUCAAAACCCACCAACGGUUGCACACCGGCGAACGGCCCUUCAUCUGCGCCGCUUCCAACUGUCAGAUGCGUUUUACCCACGCGAACCGGCACUGUCCGGACCAUCCGUACGACAUGCUGAAGCGGUGCGACGACUUUGUGAUCCAAGCCGUUCCGGAGCAGAAUGCUGAAGUGCUGAAGUGGUUGGACAAAUAUCGGCUGGAGCGUGAAGACCGUACUCCGACGCGUAAAACCCCUAAGCGGCCGAACAAUAGCGCCCACAUGGAUAACGAGAACCGAUCGCAGUCCGCGAUGAAUAAUGAGAAUUAUGCAUCAAACGGUAAUGGUGCAUUCCAGUCUCCGAUUACGCCACGAUCGCCAUUCAAAAGCCGCAAAGGGUUGAUGUGCGAACUGGAUAUGAAUGCCGGCAUGGGGCUGACGGCCAGUCCAAUCACAGCUAAGACCAAACCAAACAUUCCUAAGCUAAUCAAGUGGCAGGAACCCACCAGUCAAGAAGAGGAUGAUUCGGGCGAUGAAAGCAGCGGUGUUCCUGCUCGUUCGACGUUCAAUCCAAAGAAAAAGUGGCUUCGAGACGCUUGGCAAGAAGAUUUGGCCAAGCCGUUGGAACCAAGCAUCAUUUCGCCUCAGUUACUAUCCAGCACCACAUCAACAGCUGCUCUUAAGCAGCAACUGAACCAGGAAAGCAGCAACACUGGAAUACAAACUACGAACACUGCCGGAAUGCAUGUCAAUCCGAAUACGAUGCGUCCAACAGUGCUUAUGGUAGCCAGCAAGGAUUGUGCUCGUCCGCUCAACGAACAGCCUCAUAUGCCAAUAGUUCAGUCACAGCAGCACCGACCGGAGGAAACCAACCGAAAACUGCAGGGAGCACUCGCUCUCAUGCAACUUGCCACCGAGGAUGCCGGCACGUUCAUCGGACAAUACGGUGCCGAUGUGCGGCCAUCCUCGAACACGAGUGAGCCCUCGUCCACCAUCACAUCUCCAGCGUCCUCAUCCUGUUCGCCACCGGUGACCGCCGCCGGAGCAUACCACCUUACGCAACCCCAAUACCCUCUCCGAAUACCGAUGAUUUCGCACCUGUCGGGGGACAUCGAUCACAGCAUCCCGUUCACAAUCGCCGCCGAAGGCUACGGGAACUAUCAGUGAAUCGCUGAUAUUAGCUAAGGAAAAAGUGCGCUGUAUAGUUUAUGGUAUGCUUCCCAAAAAGUUCGAUCUCUUAAAUCUCUUUCUUGUCUAUUUUUUUUUUUGUGUCUUGGUCCGUUACUAAACAUUAUAAUUUUAAGCUUACCCAAAGAAAAUCAAAGAGGGAAACGGGGAAAUGUAAGUAACUACGAAACGUGCUCCGUCAAUUUUGCCCUGUGAUGAGUCUGUGUAUCUGUAUUUCUAAGUUCCACUCGCUGUUUGUUUCGAUUUUAUAGAUUUUUAUUUUACUUUCGACGUACGAAAUUGGAGCCGUAACUCUUGCUUUGUGAUUCUAGCACGAAUUCGCUAGAGAUGGCAAGAUUACCUUUUUACCAUAAUUACCGAUAACAUGCUUAUUUAUAUACUUAUACUUUGAUGUAUAUUCAUGAUAAAAUUGAAGGAGAGCUAUUUAUUGUUUUAUAAGAUUAUGACAAAGUGAAAAGCUAUGAAUUGACGAUCUUAACUGGAUAAUGAAUUCUUGUGUAGGAUACUGUUACGUACGUAACUGAAAAGCUAAUCAUCAUGGUAAGACUUUCGAUUGUAAUAUAAGAACUCUUUUGUACCAAUUGUACGACGUACGUUUAUAUACUUUAUUAUAAAAGCUCAGUGAGAAAAUGUUUCAAGAAUAACGUGUAAAAUAAUUUAUCAUA
Molecule: messenger RNA, 2946 nt
Organism: Armigeres subalbatus
Lineage: Eukaryota; Metazoa; Arthropoda; Insecta; Diptera; Culicidae
Product: pair-rule protein odd-paired-like
Exons: 2
Coding region: 581-2260 (559 amino acids)
Biological process (GO): regulation of DNA-templated transcription
Molecular function (GO): DNA-binding transcription factor activity, RNA polymerase II-specific; RNA polymerase II cis-regulatory region sequence-specific DNA binding
Source: RefSeq, a predicted model, not a curated record